AUGUAUGACAAAGAGAGGCUAGACAUUGAUGAAGACUCCAUGGGAGUGUGCCCCAUUAGGAAUGGCAGUGGAAUAGGCAACAGUAAUGGCAGUAAUGGCUGUGGAGGAGGUGGAGGUGGUGCUGGAGGAGGAAAUUUCAGCCAGUUCUUGGCACCCCUCUUGUGGGAUCGCACCCUGCCUGCAGAUGGGGGCCUCUUCCAGCUUCAGUACAUGGACUUGGAGGAAUUUCUGGUUGAAAAUGGAAUGGGCAACACGCAUAACAACAACAGCUCCAGUUCAGCCCAGAUCCCCUCACAGAGCUCCCCGUCAGCUGUGCCCAAUCAGAGCUCCCAGUGCCUACCGUCCUCAUCCCCACCUUGCUCUUCGUCCUCAUCACCUUCUUCGUCUUCUUCCCCGUCGCUCAUUGGUUUGGAGGUGGCUCAGCCGCAGAGCCUUGGAGGAGGAAAUGACUGUUUGCAUGGGAGUCAGACGAGUAUGAAUGAUUCCUGUGAGUCGCCAUGUUCCUCCUCCUCGUCCUCCUGUCCUCCUCUGCUAACGCCCACGGACAGUGGGCCAGAUGGCGGCGGAAUGUUUGACAUAGAUUCUUCAGACAUGGAUCUGUCCAACCAGCCGAACUUUGACCCCAGGAGGCACUCCUUCAGUGAAGAGGAGCUUAAGCCACAGCCGAUGAUCAAGAAAGCCCGCAAGAUCCUGGUGCCUGAUGGCUUGAAGGAUGAGAAGUACUGGACCAGGAGGUAUAAAAACAAUGAAGCUGCAAAGCGUUCUCGAGAUGCUCGGCGUCUUAAGGAGAACCAAAUAUCCGUGCGUGCCGCCUACUUGGAGAGAGAGAACGCCGCCCUCCGACAGGAAGUGGCCGAGAUCCGGAAGGAACUGGGCCGCUGUCGUAACAUCCUUAGUAAAUACGAGAACCGUCUUGCUGACCAGUGAUGAGGACAUGGAGCAAAAUCAGGAAGAGGAAAAAUUUAAGCUGGAUUAAAUUUAAGACUCUGUAUUCUUGGGGUGACACAAAGGACAGAAUGGGGUUCAAGGAAAUGUGAUGAUGAUGAGAAAGAUGCUAUGAUGAUGAAUGUAUAAGGCAAGGAGAAGACUUGUGUAUUAAAGCUCAGGUGUCUUGUUUUGUUGAGGUGUCAGCUCUUAAAAUUGAAAGAUGGAGAAAAUAAUUUAACAGAUGAAAAGUAUGUGACUUUUAAGAGUUUUGUUAUUGGAGAAUUGUAUAUUUUUAUAAUACUUGAGAAAAAUUAGACGGAGAGCAAAUUUCGAGAAUAAUUUUGUAUAUUUUCUACAUAGAGAUUGGGGAAAGCAAUGGUAACAAUCUUGUCCAUUGAAGGUUUUGUUUUGACUUGAUUAAUGUAGUCGGGAUGCCGCAGCAGGGGCGAGGAUGCAUGUAACAAUUGUAACAUAGAGAGCAAAAAUGAUCUUAUAAUCGUAUACUUCAACAUUUUUGUGGAUUUUACUAAUUUUUUUUCCUCUUAUGUUUCUGUCACUGGGAAUGGGCAUGCUAGAGAGAGACAAAAGGGUAGACACCAUGGAAACAGUCCACUACUAUCUUCAACAUUUGUCUUGUGCGUUCUUUUUUAAUAGAACAACUCCAUCCUUUUUUUUUUUUUAAUUAACUCAAGUUCAUUUUUAGUUUUUUGUACUUUGAGCUUAACUUUAUGCCAUUGGCCAUCUUUCUCUAACCUAUGCUUUUAUCUUUGACUCAAUCUCCUUUUCUCUAUCCCAGUUGAGUGCUUUUAAUCUACUCUGGUGUCUGGUAUCUCACCUAAACUGGUGAAAGCCUAUUAUGAUGCCCUGGGUGACUCUGCUCCCUCUUGAUCCUCUCUUUUGAAUUGUUGGGACAUUUCUCUUCCUCUGUUUCUAUAUCCAACCGCACUAUUUCUGUCCGCUUGCACUUACAGCUAAUCCCCUCACAAUUAUGUGCAAACUCUUCCCAUAACAUGUUGUCCCCGUGUCUCUCUCUUGUACCUUGACAGUACAUUGAGUACUUAAAUCUCAGUGUUGUAACGUAUUCUGAAAUAGUAAUCAAUCUUCCCAAUAAAACGCACAUCGUUACUUUACUGUACUUUAUGAACACAGUUUAAUUAGCAUUAUUAUGGGGGAGAGAUAUUGUAUAUUGGAUAGGCCUAUACUAUUUUGUGUAUUUGAUGUAUUCCAGGAGAUGGGUUGAAUACCCCCAUUGAUUGGAAUGGUGUUAAUUUCUCAGAUUUCUGGGAGAAAUAAAAGCCAAAAUUUCCUAUGUUCAUCCACAAAGCUUGUUGCUAUUUAGUGCUUUUUUCAAUACUGUUCCUUCCUUACUGUUUACUCCUGUUACUACUCUUUACUUUUAACUGUAUCUAUAAACUUCUCUUUUUUUACCCACAACAACUACACAUGGGGCAUGGUACACUAUGUUCCUGGGGAGGGAUGACUAGUAAUAGAGCGUGAUUUUAGUCCCCUAAUGACCAUGAUGAAUAGUUACUGCUAUUAUUAUUGUUAUGAUUAUGAUGAUUAUCCCUCUUGUUGUUGCUGUUCUAUAUUAUUGAAUUAUUUUCCUUUUAGGACAAACAUGAUCUGUUGCACCUUGAAACAUCUUUGAUCUUCAGUGUUCCUCAGAAAGACUAUUCAAAUGGAGAAAAAAAAACCUCACUCUGCAAUUUGCAUCCUGUCUCAUACCUCUCCAGACAUUACUCACUUCUACUAUGGACGCUACUGCCACCUUGAUUUUUUUGACCAUGGAUUUCACAAGCGUGGCUCAAUAACUUGAACAUGAUAUUCAUGCAGACUUACUUUACCUUUUGUGAUGACCUCUUCUGUUCCGCAGCAGUGUACAGACUAUGCACACUAUCAAUAUGCUCCUUGUUGGUUUAUUUCAGCCUUUAUCUCCUCAAUCAGUGAUUGUUUGCUCUCCCAACAAGAUUUAGUCUCUAAUGUCCUCACAGAUGUGGUUGAUAAAUCUUUUAGCAACUCUAAUUGAACUAUAACUGCCCUGCUGCAUCAGUGGUGGUCCAUGGUGCCCAGCCCACUCAGUGCUGGUUGUUUGGAUAGAGUUGAGAUUUUUCCAAAAACACCAAUAAAAGAUUGUUCUCAUUCACUA
Messenger RNA from Etheostoma spectabile (orangethroat darter), 3073 nucleotides. RefSeq names its product D site albumin promoter binding protein b (gene dbpb). Lineage: Eukaryota; Metazoa; Chordata; Actinopteri; Perciformes; Percidae. Gene Ontology annotation, molecular function: DNA-binding transcription factor activity, RNA polymerase II-specific; RNA polymerase II cis-regulatory region sequence-specific DNA binding. The coding region runs from base 1 to 927 and encodes 308 amino acids. Gene Ontology annotation, cellular component: nucleus. Gene Ontology annotation, biological process: regulation of transcription by RNA polymerase II. The transcript is spliced from 4 exons. The record is from RefSeq and is a predicted model, not a curated record.